AUGUUUAUAUUCCGUAUACACUUUUUAGUUGUGCGAACUUUAUAGGUUAUGAAAACAUUACAAAGAUUCCGAUAUAUCUCGAUUAUUUCUUUCACUAUUUAAUUUUUGUAGACCUUUGAGGACUGUAACGCUGCGUCUUUCGCUUCUUGAAGGCACAGUUUAAUCCUUGAAGAAUUUAUUAUGACUAGCGCAAUGGAAAUGGUAUGCAAUACUCUUGGAAUUGACAGGGUAAAUAUGGAUGGUAAAAUGAUCUUGAUCGAGGAGCAACACGGCACCAACGCAAAUUUCCUGUUGAAUGCCGUUUUAUCACACGCCUUGAAGAAAAUGCAAGCCAUUUGUCUUGUUCUUUGUCAUAAUACUUUUGGUCACUAUCACAAUGUCGGCAUGAGACUCGGCUAUAACCUUUUAGCUUUAAAAGAGAAGGGUCAAGUUACAGUUGUUGAGCCGAUGAAAAUUGUAGCCAACAACAUUGCUGAUCUGUGUAAUGAUUCCAUGGAUAAAGAGGAAAUUGUAAUCCCAGAUGCAAUUUCAGCAGAACAUAUGGAUAUUGUGCACAAACUUUUUACAUGCGUCAAAAAGAGCUACGAUGAGGCAGCAAAGUUUCAGGGAUCUGUUGUCCUUAUUGUUGAUGACAUAAAUCAUUUGCUUGAUCUUGGCCUUAGUAUGCGCGACACCAUGUACUUUGUAAGAUACUUAAGAUCGUCUGUAGCAUCCCAUCCCUUGUCUCAGCUUUGUAUUCUCACACAUACGUAUCAGUGGGAUCCACAGACUUCAAAUGCAGAUGCUGUUGCUAACGUGUUGAAACACAUGGCACAUCUAUGCGUUGCGACUAAGCCGUUUAAGACAGGACACUCUAGCGAUACGUCUGGUAAAUUGAUCGUUCACUGGAGGAUAGACUCUGUGAGAUUAAAGUAUCAUUGGCCAGAAGAAACGACGCAUUUAUUUAAAUUGUCAGAUUGGCAAGUAAAGAUUUAUACAUCUGGCGCAAUGUCUGUUCUGUCGUAGGUGAUAACUUUUAACCAUUGUCCCUUGUUUUUUUUUAUAUUUUAUUUUUAGAUAUUGUAAAAGUACAUAUUGUAUUAUAAAAAUACAAUUUAAUAUUA
Molecule: messenger RNA, 1103 nt
Organism: Linepithema humile (Argentine ant)
Lineage: Eukaryota; Metazoa; Arthropoda; Insecta; Hymenoptera; Formicidae
Source: RefSeq, a predicted model, not a curated record